AUGGCACCGGCGCAUUCGCCCUCCAUGAUCGGCGAGUCGCCGGAGGAAGCACCGGCGGGCGCCCCGGAAUUCGAGAGCGCUUCUAUCGCCGCUCCCCCGCUGGAGGACGCGCCAGCCAUGGCGCCGGCAUUUGCUCCGUUCGGGAUCAGCGAGGCGCCGGAGGCGGCCCCCGCCGGCGCCCCGGAGGCCGAGGCUUUGGGCCCGUCCUCAGAGGACAUGGCCGCCGCCCCAUCCUCCGAAGACUACGACGUGUUGGAAGAGGAGGUCCUCGCGCCUGAAGGGGCGGCCGGCAGUGGGGGCGCGUCGACCGGCCCGGAAACCGAGGAAAACCCGGACAAGGCGGCCGUCUCCAAGACCCCAGCGGCGGCUCCAGGCCCGUCGGGCGACGACGCCGACAGCGGAGCGACGAUUGUUCCCACCCGUCGCAGCCUCGUGGCCUCCGUCUUCUUCGCGGCCGUGUUCGCCGUGGCUGCUUCCUGA
Messenger RNA from Setaria italica (foxtail millet), 480 nucleotides. Its product is annotated as skin secretory protein xP2. NCBI's taxonomy places the organism in Eukaryota, Viridiplantae, Streptophyta, Magnoliopsida, Poales, Poaceae. The record is from RefSeq and is a predicted model, not a curated record. Bases 1 to 480 code for a protein of 159 amino acids. The transcript has a single exon.